AGCGCGUGAGAGUUGUCAACACUCUUGAACCAUGUUAAGACUUCGCUGUGGUCUGAGCUGGUCACUUGUCCUCGUCAUGCUGUCCUAUGUGCUGUCACGAAGUUUCUGCCAGGUCGUCGCGGAAGUUACCCGCCCGACCAUUGGCUCAGUUUUACGGACUUUCACAACGUCCAGUCCUAAAUGCGGAGGAACAUCCAACAAUGCUUCAGUGGUGACUUACUCGCAGCUGAAGACCAUGCUGUCCAACCGUAACAUCCAGCUAUUUGAUGUGAGGAAUCCUGAUGAAUACCAGGCUGGACGCAUCCCAGAUGCUGUUAACAUCCCAUUGGGAAACCUGGAAGAGUCUCUGAAGCUGUCUCCAGAGAGCUUUGAGCAGAAAUAUGAAGUGAAGGCUCCUGGGAAAGAUGAUGACAACAUCGUGUUUCACUGCAGAACCGGCAAGAGGAGCGCCACAGCACUGGACAUCGCCGGUCAGCUGGGGUUUAGCAGGGCGAGACAUUAUGAAGGAGGGUACAGUGAGUGGGCAGAGCUAGAAGGAAAAUGAAUCUGGGCUGGAUUCUGCACUUUAUAGUCAAAAUUAAAGUUAAAUCAAAACUACAGAAUAUACAAAAAAGACAUACAGGUUACAAUUUCACAAUUUCAAAGUAACUGUUAGUUUAAAAGUAACUACCACUUAGAAAAUUUCACUUCAUUGACUUGUAACAUUUUUUUUAAAUGAUGUGACCCUUCCAAUAUUAUUCUAUGUAUCCAUUUGAUACCAUUUAAAGGAAUAUGAUUUAUGACUGAACUGAUUAAUGUGAAAAUACUUGAUGUUGAUUAAAUUAUAUAUAAAAUUCA
Molecule: messenger RNA, 837 nt
Organism: Seriola aureovittata
Lineage: Eukaryota; Metazoa; Chordata; Actinopteri; Carangiformes; Carangidae
Product: thiosulfate:glutathione sulfurtransferase
Exons: 4
Coding region: 32-544 (170 amino acids)
Cellular component (GO): mitochondrion
Molecular function (GO): thiosulfate-cyanide sulfurtransferase activity
Source: RefSeq, a predicted model, not a curated record